GUGGAGCUGUGUGGAGGAAAGGGUUGUGUCUCUGUUCUACAAGAGGAACAUCACAGAUUUGAGCAAAGAUGAAGCUGCUACAGAGCAUUUUCAUUCUGUUUGCUCUCAUCACUGAAGCUUUGGCCCUUGAGUGUUACUCUUGUUCCAGUUCAGAUGGAAACUGUGAUAACCAAAAGACAUACACAGUAACAGGUGAUGAGAAAUGUAUGACAAGAACUGUUUUCAGUGUGGAAUCAGGUGCAACAGUUCCUGUACAGUAUUACAGAGGAUGUUCAACUUGCUCCCAACCUACUUCCUACAAGAAUGGAACACACGUGGUGGUGGAAGAUUGCUGCAGCGACAUGUUGUGUAAUGGUCAAAAUCCAAGAGAAACUACCCUGAAAUGCUAUUCAUUUACAUAUGGAGAAGGUACAAUAAAACUGAAGGAAAACCGAUGUAAAGUUGGUGAGGAUCGCUGCGCAGACAUGGUCACCCUAGUUCAAGCUAUGGAAAAUUAUGGAAGUCUUUAUCUUUUCAAAGGAUGUGCAACACAACAGGACUGCAAGUCUGCUGGAGGCACCAAUGGACAAAUCAAGCUUAAUUAUAUUGUCUGCUGUGAUUCCAACUUGUGCAACAACAAGAUGACUCUUCCAGGCAACGAGGGGACAUCUAUUACAGGUGGUGGAAUUUUUCUUUCCCUCCUGGCAAUGUUGACAGGCAAAGCAUUUUAUUAAUUCAAACCCUUCAAUGUAUCUGAAGAUGAGAACACAUGGCACCAAGUCACAGUACCAGACUUCACUUCACGCCAAAAUUGCUAGUUUUCAGUUUCCUGUUACUGUUUUAAUUUAGAUUGAAAUGUUGGAUUGAUUGCCAGGGAUGCCUGAAAUUACUUGUUCUGACUAAAGUGUGGUGAGAAAUAUUAACCGAUAUCUUCUGAAGUAAUGUCAAACUUAUCUGAUUUUGUCCAAGAGAUAUAUACUUUAUAGAGUCAUACAGAAAUAGUCCCUUUGACACAAAUGGUCCAAACUAAGCCAACUAACAUGCCGUGUACAAGCUAGUCCCAUUUUCCAGCAUUUGGCCCAUAACUUUCUAAAUCUCAUAUCUAUGUACCUGUACACUAUCUUUUAAAGUUGUUACUAAACCUGCCUUGACCACUUCCACUGUGUGAAAGAAGUUGCCUAAGUUCCUAUUAAAUCUUUGCCCUCUCCCCGUAAAUUAAUGCCCUCUAGUUCUUGAUUCCUCAAACCGUGAGAAGAGACAUGUGCAUUCACCUAUGCCCUUCAUGAUAUUAUACACCUCUAUUAGAUCACCCUUCAUUCUCCAGCUAUCUGAGGAAAAAGAAGUCCUAGCCUAUCCAAGCUCUCCCUAAAAAUUAGUAUCGGAACAUCUUUUUCUGCACUGUUUACAGUUUAAUAAUAUCUUUGUUGCACCAAUAUGACCAAAUCUUAACACACUACUCCAAGAGUGGCCUCAGCAUCCUGUACAACCACAUCAUGACCUCUCAACUACAGUAGUCUGACUGACCAGUAUCAAACAUUUGACUAUUUUCUUGGAGUAAAAAUUAAUUAUUGAAGUUUGGCCAUCUCUACAACUGUGACCUUGGUCAGUUGAGGACAGGAAUGGAACUUAAAGUUUGCAUGUUUCCUGAGUCCUAGUUGAUAGUUUUAAAAAAAUUAUGAAUGGACAAAGAAACUUGCAAGUCUUCACCUUUUCAUGAUCUUAAGUCUUUUCACUGCCAAUGAAGUAUUUCUUUUUUGGAAUAUGAAACAAGGCAGGUUACAGCAAGAUUCCAGAACAAAAAGACGACAAUGCCUAAACAAUGGAAUUACAGUAGUGUAUGGCCUAACCCUAACUCAUCUUGGCCAGGAUCUCAGCAAAUACUGCCCAUGUCACCUUCAGAGCAGAGUCAUGGGGGGAGGGGUGGGGGUGUUGGUGUGGUUGCAUUUGGUGUCAAAGAACAAAUUGGCAUCUUGGGUUAACAUCACAAUCAAAAGCCUCGACCUCUGAGAAUGCAGCAUCCUCUUCAGUGUUGCAAAGGAAGUGUGGCCGCAGUUAAGGGCCAAAGCUCUCAACCAAAGUCCUUCUGACUGCCAAGUGAAAGACACAAAUGAACCAUAUUUAUCUGGUUCUUGGGGAUGUAAACAUUGAGGAAUUUAACUUGGCAGGGCAGUAACACACCACAGUACUUUGGAAUUGCUCAUUCAUCACAAAAAAAAGUCCCUUUAGGGAGUUGACCAUCAAUUACCCAGCCACAGUAAUCCUGUUCACCAGCACAUGGUCUGUAUGCUACAGUAACUGUCGCUCAUCCACAUAAUAUUUCAAUGUUUGUGAGUGUCUCUGCCUCCACUAUCUCUUCUGGCACUGCACUGUGGAGUUCCAGCAUGCUCUUCAGGAAAGAAUUUUUCCUCAGAUCCCCUCGAAAAUUCUUCCCUCUUACCUUAGUUUUAGAUACCACUGCUAUGGGAAAUAUUUCCUAUUAUCUCCAGUACCCCAUACCCUUCAUAAUUUUGUAUAUCUCUGUCAGGACUCCCUCAGCCUUCUCUACUCCAAGGGGGAAAAAAGCGAGUCCCUCCAGUCUUUCCCAUAACAGAAACAUCACGUUCCUGGGAACAUCCUAUGAAAUCUCCUCUCCGCAUUUCCCUGUGAAGUCAUAUCCUUGGUAUACGGGCAGUGAUCAGAAAUGCACACCCUAAUCUCACAGAAUAAGGAGUGCUGUUAAAGGGGAUUCGGAUUAUUAGAAAUUUACUAUUGAAAAUUAUUCAUUUGAAAGAUAAUACAGAGAUGGUUAAGGAUGCAAUAAAAUGAAGAUUUCUUUCAACAUAAUCAUUAAAGGCUGAAUUUCAUUCUCAUCUUAGCAUAUUAAGCUUUCAAUAUUCAAUAAUGGUGUUUUGUGAUUUUGUUAAUGGAUAUGACUUCAAAAGUAGUGAAACUGCAACCAGUUUUGCUAUUUUACAAGAUUAACCAUCUAAUAGUGAAUAGUUACAUCCUGCACAUUUGAAUUUUCACGUCAGACCCUGAUACAAUCAGUCAGGAUACCUUCAACAGUACAUCUGAUAAAGUUCAAUGACAAACUAAACCUCUAACUCCUCAGAAAGUAAAAGCACUGUCAUACUUCCCUUAUGAUUUCACCUACGUGCUGGACCCAGGAUGGGUUAUCUGAUUUGUUAAACACAUAUCAUACAGGUACUUAGGGUGGAGUGGCACUCAUUUCAACCUGCCUACAUUCUUUAUCAUUUACUGGUGUUUUUAGUUGCUCUUGGAGAGGGUUGUUGGAAGCCUUACAGGACUGAUGAGCACAAUAAGGGUUGGAAUGCAUAAGGAAUUGCAGUUUAAUUUGCUAUAUUGAUAUUUUGGGUCAACACUUGCAUCAGGACCCAAAACUUGACAAUUCCUUUACCCUCCACAGAUGCUUCCCGAUGCACUGAGAUCCUCCAGCAGAUUGUUCCUAAGUGCAAAAAUUCAAAAUAAAUUUAUUAUCAAAGUACACACAUGCCAUCAUAUACAACUCUGAGGUUCAUUUUUUGUGGGCAUCCUUGAUAAAUCCAUAAUAGAAUAAUAACCAUUAUACAAUCAAUAAAAGACUGCACCAACUUGGGUGUUCAACCAAUGUGCAAAAGACAACAAACUGUACAAAGAAAGAAACAAUA
This is a messenger RNA of Mobula hypostoma (lesser devil ray), 3626 nucleotides long. Its product is annotated as urokinase plasminogen activator surface receptor-like. The transcript is spliced from 6 exons. Lineage: Eukaryota; Metazoa; Chordata; Chondrichthyes; Myliobatiformes; Myliobatidae. Bases 69 to 713 code for a protein of 214 amino acids. The record is from RefSeq and is a predicted model, not a curated record.